AUGAAGGAAAGAAUGGAACAUGCAAAAGAUGUACGAAUGCAGAAUAGGAACUCACAAAUGGGGAUGAAGCUGGAGUAUAUACCAUCAAGCCACAGAGAAGGUAAGCUGGUAAUACAGAUUGAAGAAGAAGAUGUGAAUGAAUUAAAUGAGUAUUGGGACAAUGCUGUAAUUGGGUAUGUACUUGGGGAUACACCAUAUGAGAAAUCGAUGGUGAAUUACAUUGAAACAAUCUGGGACUUUGUAGAUAAACCUCAAGUAUUAUAUCAUCAAGAGGGAUAUUAUGUUUUCAGAUUUGGGAAAAGGGAGGAUAAGGAAGCUGUAAUGCAGGCAGGGCCAUAUACUUAUCAUAAUAAACCGUUGAUUUUGCAAAAUUGGGAAAGAGAUUUUCACUUUGAUCCUAAGUGUAUUACAACUAUACCAUUAUGGAUACAAUUGCCUAACUUAUCAGUUGGAUACUGGACAGCAGAUGCAUUAAGUAAGGUGGCAAGUGCUGUGGGAAUGCCAAUGUAUACAGACAGAUACACAGCUGAUUUAGGGAAGAUUUCAUUUGCAAGAAUGCUUGUGAAAGUGGACAUUACAAAACCCUUGGUGGAGACAGUUGAAAUCAUUACUCCAACUUGUGUGAAGCAGCAGGAAAUAGUGUAUGAAUGGAGGCCAAAAUUUUGUUCUGAGUGCUUGCAUUUGGGCAUGAAUUGA
Messenger RNA from Nicotiana attenuata, 696 nucleotides. RefSeq lists its product as uncharacterized. Bases 1 to 696 code for a protein of 231 amino acids. NCBI's taxonomy places the organism in Eukaryota, Viridiplantae, Streptophyta, Magnoliopsida, Solanales, Solanaceae. The transcript has a single exon. The record is from RefSeq and is a predicted model, not a curated record.